GCAGAUAAAGAUAUGACUCUUGUUCGGCCCCAAACACAAAUGUAAAACUCAUGGCUUCGGACUCAAUCAUGAAACCUAGCGAUGCUGCCUGAAGUCUAGAUUAUAUUGACGCAAUAUUAAGAAUAUGAAUAAACAGUAUUUGUCGCAUUCUUGUGUAGAGAAAUAUGUUUGGCAAGCGGGGUCGCCGCUUUGUGUUGUUGUCGUCUGUGAGCUUUGGGACAACUUCAGGGGCGAAGCCGCAGGACGUGAGCAGCCAAGAUGACGGGCGGAAACCGGAAGAGGACGUUGCUCGCGCAGCUGAGAAGCCUACUUCGAAGAGCGCUGACGUAGUCGGCGCGGAUGCAACCGAACCGUCUGCUAGCAGUUCCAGUGCUUCGAGUGGUGCCUUUGCCGAAUCGCCUGCGGUGGCAUCUUCGGCAUCAGGUGCAUCGUCGGUGUGGCACGACGUGGCAGGAGGACUGCUUUCCGGGUCAGCAGAGCGCGACGCACAUUUGACAAAGGCAGGUUUAUCGCCAGAAAAAAGUGCCGAGUUCACUGCGCAGCUCGAAAAGGCGAUCGUUUCGGGUGCUUUGGAGGAGAAGAAACGUAUCAUCGACUGGAUCCACGCAAAUCUGCUUCCGCGGGAAAAUGUGUCAAUGCCCUACUUAGGACCACCAGGGCCUGUGAACCCUCUAGGUCUACCUUACGGCUUGAUCCCGCCGGUUGUGGUGUCCCACGGCAUCUCGUCGUCCUGCUAUGAGGUCUCCGCCAUGCAUCUCAUUCCAUUUCUGAGGAACUAUCUGAAUACCUACGUUACCUGCGUUUCAGUGGGAGGCACAACGGAACUUGAGCAGUACGUCGCUAGCUGGUUCUACGGCUACAAAUCCAGUGUGGACACUUGGGCGGGGCUGAUUCGCAGUGAUCCCAAACUAAAGAAUGGGUAAGCAGCUUGUUUUCUUGAAACUGUAGGUACCUCCUUUUCCUUUCAACAUGUUUCGCAUUCGUCCUGACUGGAUCCGAAAAAGACAAACUCUUCUCUCUUCUAAACACGAUGUUCAGAUUUUUGGGUUUCGGAUUUUCACAAGGCAAUGGGAUCUUGCGAGGAUACAUACAGCGAUACAACAACCCACCUGUUCUCACCUGGAUAGCGACACAUGGUGUAUUAGGUGGCGUUGGUGCGAUUCCGGGUCUGGACCCUCUGAGUGCAGCAUUGCGGGAUAUCUAUCGCCCGCUCAGUAACUUAGUCGGAAUCCUUUGCACUAGCGCUUUUCUCGUGAACCGAAUUACACCAUGUGGUUACUUCCGCAAUCCGGCGCAGGUAACAAUAUGCCUACAACUUAAUAGAGGAUGAGCAUGCUUGAGUCUGAAGUUCAUUUGGUCUGUACAAUUUUAAGAUAAGUAUGCAAUGGGAAAAGGAUACGCGCUGAAAGUAUGAAAGUUCAAUACCAAUGACUGACUAGAGGUAGCCGCAAGUAUACGAAUCAUGAUCCAGGUUAACGAUACGCAAUUUCGACGAAAUUCCGAAAUCGCGAAAAUGAAUGGAGAGGAUGACUCAAGUGAUAUUGUCCCGCAUCCAGUGAAAAGCAACUUUAAUUUGACAGACAAAUUCGUUUUCGUCAAAGGAUUAGAGGAUAACAUAAUUCUACCGCGUGACGCAGAAUGGUGGGCCUUCUACGGUGACAACUACGACACAAUUUACACGAUGCCGCACCAGCCAUGGUAAGAAAAUACGUAACUCCCUAGUAAUGAAUUUAUGUCGAACUUCAGAGGAGAAGGCCUCCUAGGUAACAACGAUGUAAUUGAUAAUCUGCUAGAACAUCGAUCAAUCCUCUUCCAUAUCUAGAUUUAGGUCUAGUUUGAUGAUGUUUGUUGAGCCGUUUCACACCCGCUGCAGGUACAUCAACAACACAUUCGGGUUGAGGACGAUAGUUGAAGCUGGGAAAACUUUCUUCCGCACAACUCCGCGUGGGCAUAUGCAAAUCAAGAACUCGGAGAUGAAGGUACUGUUGGACGACUAUGUCAUCCCAGCCGAGUACCGCAGGAAGGACUGGGGCCCGGUCCCGCCUUCGUACGAUCCUACACAGGGCGAAAUCGUCGGCACAGGGCUCAAUGCAGAUAUACGAUACAUCGAUGUUGGGCCAGGAAGUGGUUCGAUUGCGAACGAUGGUCUUGAUGCCAGUAGUGAAGCAGUGUACAUGUAAACCAUGGAAGAGCACUUGGUUCUACGCUUUUUUUACAAAGAUGUGUCAUGAGCAUGACGGGGGAGGUCAAGACUUAUCAUCCGCUUGUUUAGCCUACACAGUGGCAUUAUGUUGUGACUCUUCAUAACUUGCAGUAUGAUUUCUUAGGCUCAAUUCAGAUUUAGAAAAUGUCUAGUGCAUUUUCAUUGAUUUCAUUCGCUAUCCAUCGGCAACAUGAUAAUUAGCAUGUUCAUGAAGUUCGAUUCAUUUUUGCAUACGAAAGAAUGAAUAUAACAGGCUACAAAAAAAACUAUUCGUUCGGGUGAUGAUAUCUUUUCGUUUUGCUUAUCAGACUUAGAUAUCCUGCAUCAGCGAAAAGAAAUAUGCACUGCUCGCACGAUAUGACUCCUUUUAUGUACUUUCUUAUAACUUCUUUCAAUACUGCAGCCAGGUGUUGGAGCGGCGUCCUGCAGCAAAAGAAAACUCAACCUUCAUAACUUUCAUACCAUGUGCGUCAUUUCCAUAGAUAGACGAUGAAGACGUCAUCGUAAUCAGUUUUGUCGUUCUUUUUCUUUUCCAUUACCAAUUACCUAGAUUCAUAGUAGACUCACACUCCCAUCCACUUCCGCGGAGCGACUCUCCUAAAUGCGUGACAGCUGCGUGAACUCCCGCUGCUUGCUGCCAGUAUGCGCUCGAGUUUCAACAUAGGAUCCUCGAAUUCAGUAUCACAAGUCUUUCGCGUCUCCCCUAGCGGUGGUCAUAAUUCUGAAUUGAAUUUGGUGCUCCUCCAAUCAAUUAUACAUAUAUUGCUCCUUCUUAGUUUUUUAAUCUUUUUGGGUGUGAUAGGGUAUCUUCUGUCAUGAUGCAGUGGUGCUGUGGGUAUCUUUUAGCUUGUGUGGCUAUCUUAGACUCACUCCCAACGGCAACCUCUACCCCAGAUUGUGUCUUGUCCUUAUGCCAUAUUUCUCAUUUUGAUCUCAUAGAGACUGAAUCUCAACUUCUUCAUCAAAACCGGUAGCAAGGGUCUAGGCUGUCAACCCUGCAGAUUAUCGAAGAAAGGAACCUGUCGGAUCGAUCGCGCGCAAUCGUCAGUGCGAAGCCGCUUCUGGUAACAGUAACUAGAACAGACCCUGCUGCUGCACAGCUAACUCCCCAACGGCUUUGAAAAAAUGUUGCUAGUUAUCUAUGGCACUGGUAGCUGCAGGUUUCUUGCAGAACAAAUGAGACCGAGAAGGAACAGCAGUUGGAGCAGAAAUCAGAAUUGGAACAAAGCCAAUGUGG
Amoebophrya sp. A25 is the source of this 3440-nucleotide messenger RNA. NCBI's taxonomy places the organism in Eukaryota, Dinophyceae, Syndiniales, Amoebophryaceae. The record is from the annotation of a GenBank genome assembly.